UCCAACUGUGGCACCAACAACCCCUCAUACACUUCCGUUCUCCUCGCCUCCCUCUGCCUCCGUGUGGCACGGAUCAUCCCUCCUAUCGGUGAGUGGGCUGCAAGUCAAAUUAGCUCUCCGUCAUCCUGCUCGCUGAGCGCACCCGAGGCUACUGCGGUAAGAUGCGGCGACGCACGACGGCGAGCCGCGGCGGAUGAGCUGAUGCGCAAUGGUCGAACGAGUCGGGAGAGAAACCGAGGACAGAUUCACGGAGAUGCUCGGCUCUGAUUCAGAUAAUGGGACAGAAAUGAAUGCAUGUUUGGCUGAUUUGUAGCUGCUGUAGGUCCAGUGGUGCAGGCCGACUGGAAGGAUGUGGUGGCGCUGAUCCCACUGAAGGAUGCUCCAGAGCCCGAGGAGGGAUGAAUAGGCUUCGACUGUAAACAACGAGGAAGCAGAGACAGAGACAUUAAGUAAAGGACACUUCAUUUAAACCGGGACCGGAGACACUGAGGCAUCGAGUGAGGUUGUUUUUGACAGCUGAGUCAGUCCUCGGUGCCGGCUCAGAGGGCGGUGAAGCUCUGAAGACAUCAGUGUGGAAGAAAACAAACUUCCUAUUAUCCUCUCUAUCAUCGGUUCUGACAGGUGGACGUCUGACCUGAGCGUUUAUUUCCUUCGUCAGGAGACUCUCAAAGUUUAGGAGCGAUAAAGAGAAACAGAAGCACAAACUCCGGCUCGCUGUCAGGAAAAUAACUGAUUCUGUUUCUUUUUUUUUUGUCCAAAUAUGAACUGUUAAGACGCGAGCUUAGCAGGAGAGUUAUCUCUCUCUUGCGGGGUCGAGUAAAUAUUUUGUUUUGUCAGAAUGGAUUAGUAAGAAGUUCUUGAGAGUGUCUGAGCUGUUUCAUAAUGUGCAGUGUAUUUUUUCCAAACUCUGAUCUUUCUACAUUUGAGCUGUCACGCUCUGGAUCAAGAAUAGACUCCUGAUAGUGCCACGGCGUUUCCUCUCACCUGACAGGCUGCAUUUUAAAAAGGAUAAGCAAGGACAAACCAGUAAAACAUAGAUGAGGCCAACAACCAGCACCAUGCUCCAGCAGAAUAACAACAACAACUACCCCUGCCUGAACAUGUCAGGCUCCACCCGGGAGAUGCUCCAGAAGUGCUCCAGAGCCUCUCUGCCCUUCCCCAGCAGACUGGAGCUGGGUCUGGGUGACCUGCCGCUGAUCCGAGGCCUCCGAGCCUGGGCCCUGUGCUCCAAGAACCGUCGGAAGGCCAGUGGGAUGCUCGGAGGAGGACAAGCCCCCACAGCUCCUCCUGCAGGCCGCGGCGGGCCAACGUCCUGUCCCAGGCCUGCGGAUGUGUACCUGAGCGGGGAAUGGGGUCGCAUGGGUUACGGGCUUCCCCUGGGGCUGGAUGCUGGGCAGGCUGGGAUUGGAGCUUUAGUAACGGUAGCCACUCUGAAGACUUCAGAGGGCAGCGGGAAGACACAGACUCAAUGUCUCUUCCUGCGGACUGAGAAAGGAAGCUGUUUGUACUCGACAGCUAAACCUGGUCCUGGUGCGACCACCAGUGCAGCCUCCAGUGUGGUCGGGGGAUGGCUGAGAGGCAAGACAGGAGGAGGAAGCAAAGACACUCCAGCCGGGAGGAGGGAUCAUGGGCCAACACCACUGGCACAGACCGGAGCAAACCGGGUUAGGGUGCGAUCUGGCCGGAGAUGGAGGAAGUCCUGUAAUGCAGCAGGCCGGGAGAAAACAGGCGCGAGCAGAGAGAGGCAGCAGAGCAGCAGCAGGGAGGAUCCUGCUGGAGAAAGGCAGGAAGAGCGAGACAAAGGAGGUCUGGACCUUAAACAGUUUCCCAGCCCGCAGCAGGACAUCAGGAAAGCUAAACAGGAGAAAGACGGAGCAUUCAGAAGUCCCAGAUGCUGCCACAAUGCUUCUCCCAAAACCUGUACUCACUGUGGAAGGAGAGCACAGAGGAGGGAAAGCCAGGAUGAACACGAGGGAGGUGAAAGCCCAAGAAGAGGAGUCCCAAACAAGCUGAAUGGUGAGGUGAAGGGAAUGAAGAAGGAGAGGCAAAAGAAUGAGGAGGAGGAGAAGGGAGGCCUCAGUGGGUUAGAGUCUGUACCAAACCCUGUCCUCGAGUCCAACCACUUUCACCCAGAAUCCCACAGCAGCCGUGACGUCGAAGAGACGAGAGAAGCCGAGAGCAAACCUCAAACCUCUCACAGCAAGGACUCCUCAGAGAAAGAGGAGGAUACAAACACUGAUCCCCAUUCUGAUCAGGUGACUGAUGACUUUAUAUCGAGACAUAACGGAGAGUCUGAUGACAGGAAACCAAGUGAGAACCCCUGUGAAGACACAGCAGCUCAUGUUAAUGGAUUUUUUGAGGCACAUCAAGAAUCAGAGGGAGCCGUGGAGAGCGUGGAUGUUGAAGAGGAGGAAGGGAGCGUCAAUCAGACUCCUGCUGAUCUCUCGGUGGUUUCCACCCGCUGUGAGGACGCCUCCAUCAGCGCUGCAGUCCCCCCUGAGCCCUCCACUCCUGUAGAGGGCAGCACCUGCGAUGCUGGAAACAGCAAAGAGGUUCACCUCGAGGACGUCAGCAGGUUUGAGCAACGAGAACCUGACGAGAACAUCACUGUGAACGAGCUCGAGGAGAGAGAUGCUUCGUCUUCACCUCUCAGACAUGCAGAUCCCUCCAUCUUUGAGACAGACGGGAGGAUAACUCAAACCGGUUGCAAUGAGGUGGUGUGGGAAAAUCGAGAAGACGAGUCACAGGAAGAGAUUAGAGUGAAUCCCAGGGAAGGUGGUGAGGUCUGGAGGAGGGAGUGCAUCGAGCUGGAGGAUGAGCAACAAACUAAGACUGACACAAAUGACAGCACCACGCAGGAGGGUGGUAAUCAAGAAGUAACACAAAGCUGUGCUCGAGCAGAUGACUGGAGGCUACAGGAGUCUGCAGGUGGAUGCAGGGGGAGGAAGGAAGAGGAUGGAGUCACCUGUGAACAAACAAGAAUCACCCAUAUUGAAGCAAAUGGAGAGACCGGCACCAGCGUCACUAAUGUUGCCUGUGCUGAUCCGUCCACCUCUUUUCUACCCUCCUUGGCUAAUCCUACCCCUUCUUUGCCCCCCCUGGGAUCCAUGGCAACCGGCCUGCCCAGUCUGGAGGCGGAGAAGGAGAAAGAGGAGGAGGAGGAGGAGGAAGGGGUCAGAGUGACGGCAGGAGACGGAGAAGGAGGCCAGGAAGGGAAGAGGAGAGAGCUGGAGGAGCAGGACGAGGAGGAGAGGGGCUCCACCGUGGCCACUGAGGACGUGAGGAAAGAGGAGGAGGAGGAUGAGUUUGGAGUAUUCAUGCAGGCGGAGGGAGAGCCGGCCUGGAGCGAGGAGUCCACCAUGUCUGCCUCAGUGCCUUGUGGGAGCAGAGAGAGUGUUGCACUUGGAAACCACGCCAUCGCCGGGGAGUCGACCCACUGGACGCCAGGCUGGACGGACAGUUCGUUCAACCAAUCAGACGACACCUGGACAGCCUUUCCUCAGGAUUCGUCAGAUGAACGUCGAGGCGUCGCGGGACAGUGGUGGCCGACCAACGCUGUGGAGGAGAGCAGAGACAGACUGGCGUCUGUCUUUGCCGAAGCCUUCCCCUCGCUGCCUGGUUCGUCCUCAUGUGACCUCGACACUGUUCCCACACUGACCCAGCUCCUCAGGGGCAAAGCCAGCCAGGACCACGGCCUGUUGGACAGCUUCCAUGACUUGAACAAAAUGAUUUGCCAGAGAUACAAGAGAGCCAAUGGCGCGUCUCGUGACCUGCUGCUGAAGACUUUACACCUGGAGCAGCCGCACACUGAAAGCAGAUCUGCUCUCCGGACAGCCAAUCGUCGUCUCUCCCCUGGCCUCCCCUCGGCCAAUCAGCACGCUCAGAACGCUGCUGCAAAGCGACGGCUGUCAUAUGACUACAACAGAAACACCAUGGAGUAAACUGUGCAGCUUCAGCUCUGGUUGGACUGUGAUUCCUCAAUGUCUACCUGAAGAGAUGCAGGUUUGAACCCGAGCAGGGCCGAGAAAACCGACAGACGACGGGUUCCUCAAGACUCUGGACUCACAUCACGUGUAACUGCUAGUCAAACACUGACUGACCUUUUGACUCUUUGCACACUCCCUGGUUAUUUAAGCCUGAGCCGGUGAGAAGACGGAACCUGGAUGAAAAUGGAGCGACUCACUUCAGUUUAGUUUCAGGAGCUGUCUCCUCCAGCUCCUGUUGAUGUAUACUGGUGGAGUGUUUCCAUCACACUUUGUCCCCCACCACCACCACCACCACCCUCCCAUUUUCAUUUUCCGUUUUUCACCCUGAUGGCUGCAGGUUGUUCUGACCUGUAGCUGAGUUACUCGUCACCGCGUCUGGGAGGAGACCUGGAUAGAAACGAGUCUCUGCGUCAGAGCUGCUGUUUGGCAGAAAUCGUCUCAUUGUUUGAAUUAAAUCUCGCUCGGUUGAGCCAAACAAAAACACUCACUCGCAAAGAAUUAACUCAGAAAUAUUAAAAAAUAAAUCACAUUAUUUCUGCUCUCAUUCAUGACCAUUUACGAUUCUUUCAAAGGUCAGCAUGCUUGCUAACUAGCUUAUCUGUAUUGUUAUGGGCAGUUAUGGCUAGUUUGAGCAUGCAGUCAGCCGGCUCCUCUUCUGCAUUUUGCAAAUAUUCUUAUUCUUGUCCAGAAUUUUGGCUCCACCGAAGAGUUGUCCAACUCAACCAAUGAGAUUUCUCCUUCUUCUUCUAUAGCAGCUCUGCCAGGAAGAGCUGACGACGUGUUCAUGUAUGAAAAUCGAAGAGAGCAAUAAGAGCAUUUCUGUUACAACUUACAAUUAUUAAAUUAAUUAUCCAACAGCUCGAGAAGGCGACAGCCGGUGUGACUGAUUUAAAAAUAGAGAUUUAGCACCGAGCUGCACAGAUCGGGUGUAAAACCAGAAAUAAUCAUUUAUAAUUGCCGCAUUAGCAUUACAUUCGUCACUGUGAAGCUAAAUUAUAAGUUAUAUUCACAAAGUUACAUCCAUGUGACAGAAAUGUGACAUGAAGCUUCAGCAGCCACAGUUAAAGGAAAAAAACUAGACGAUGACAAAAUGCUUCUUUUGUCACUCCAUUAUCACAGCGGCUCAACUUUGUGACCGCUGAAAAUCUUUAUUCAAACAUGCCGUGAUGUCUCCCCCGUCUUCAGUUUUCCUCCCUGCUACACAGACCUGCAUGGACAACAACAAAUCUCUAACAGAUCUCAGCGUCGGCUGGGUUCAUGCAGCAGUCAAAGUCUUUCCCCCCCUUUCCUAUUUUUAAUAACAAGUAACAGAAAAUCAUUUUGCCACACUGGAAAGUAUUAAUACUUAGUGAAGAUGGGUCCACAUGUGAUGAGUCUUCAUUUCUUUGUUUACAUUUUGCAAAAUGAUGCAUGUGCUCUCUCAUUGUGUGUCUGCGACAGAAAAGCCAACGACAGGAAUGAAGCUUCAAAUUAUUUUUGGUUCCUCAGAGAAACAAGCUUGUCUUCCAGUUAGUGCCAACAGGAACACCAACGAAAGUGCCAACGUUUACGAGGUUACGGCAGCGAAGCGCACACGUUCAGGAGGAAACGUCGCCUCUUCUCACACACGCUGAAGUGGACUCAAACAAAAGAUUUUGGCAUGUGAUGUUUUGUUUUUCUUUGUCUCUCUGUCGGGCCUUCUGUCUGCCUCUCACAGUUGAGUCCACUUCACAGGCAAAACUUGAAUCUAGCUGCCAAUCAAAACAAUAUUUUUAUGAGAAUAUUGUUCACAUUAUGACCGUGUCAAUGAUGCACCGUACAUUUUUAAUUUAGACAUACUAUUAUUAUUAUUAUCACCCCAGAUGGUUUAUUUGGCUCUUCGUUGUAUAUUUCACUUGUCAGAUCAAUCAUUUGUGAUGAUAUUCAGAAACAAUCAUGUGUGUGUGUCUACAGACUACAAAUCCCUGAAAAAGAAAAAGAUGAAUAUUUUCUGGUCUGUUCAAAUGAGGGAGAACGAGUUGUCGCCUUGUUAACUGAUGUAAUAAAAUGAUCCUGUGUGAUGGC
This is a messenger RNA of Larimichthys crocea (large yellow croaker), 6029 nucleotides long. RefSeq names its product protein LEO1 homolog. The record is from RefSeq and is a predicted model, not a curated record. Bases 1038 to 3941 code for a protein of 967 amino acids. NCBI's taxonomy places the organism in Eukaryota, Metazoa, Chordata, Actinopteri, Sciaenidae. The transcript is spliced from 6 exons.